ACCGCCGCCGCCGACCGCCGCGCCCACGAAUCCGCCCUCGUCGUCCGCGCCCUUAUCGUCGGCCCCGGCGGCAUCGCCCUCCCUUCCUCCAAGGCAAAGCCCGUGUCGCGCGCACAGAUCGGCAAGGUCAAGGCCCAGCUCCUCGAGCCCGCAAAGGCGAACAGGGUCAUCGCCCACCUCCGCACCCUGCCUGGCGCUCCGGGAAUAAGCCCCGCCGCGACGUCCGCCGCCGGAUCGGACAGAGCACCCGCGAAGCCCAUCCACGCCGUAUGCCUCCCGUACACCGAGCCCGAGGCCGACGAGAAGCACUUCAAGCGGCUCCAGGACGAGCCCACCGCUUCUGUCGUCCGCACACGCGCGUUCGGCACCGAGGCCCUCAGCCUUCCGAGCGUCGCCACCGCGAGCAUCGACUCCGUCACGGAUGCCCUCAAGGACCUCCACCUCGUGAACCUCCUCACCGCCCCUGAUCUCGGCCUCGGCCAGCCCGCGGACGGUGCGGGCCUCCUCGCGGGCGCUGUGCCCACGGCAAAGACGGUGAUGGACGGCAUCGUGCAGAUCACCCCGCAGCUGAUGGCGCUGGGAUACGCGACGGGCAAGUCGCUGUUGCCUGAUCACACGGGGGUUUACCCGCCUACCGAUAGGAUGUCUGUCUUGACCUAUUGGUGGGGCCUCGAGCUCGUCCUCCCGCCGCCGACUCUCACAUACCUCGACCAGGCCGACUCCGUUUCCAACACGGUCAUCAACUUCCUCACGGCCGUCGGCGCUGUGUUCAACGGCGUGCGCGAGAUCCUGCCGUUCGUGCGCUACAUUGGGCAGUACCUCGAUUUCGAGUUCGACGCGAUCAAGGGCCAGGAUCAGGGCCAGGGCGUCGUGUGCGCCGCGACGUGGAUCAUGCCCGCAGCUAUGGUUCCGCGCCCCUGGGACUUUGCUGCUCCGCCAGCCGGCACG
Heterobasidion irregulare TC 32-1 is the source of this 948-nucleotide messenger RNA. RefSeq lists its product as uncharacterized. The record is from RefSeq and is a predicted model, not a curated record. The transcript has 6 exons. NCBI's taxonomy places the organism in Eukaryota, Fungi, Basidiomycota, Agaricomycetes, Russulales, Bondarzewiaceae. The annotation marks the transcript as partial.